This is a messenger RNA of Saccharomyces kudriavzevii IFO 1802, 663 nucleotides long. RefSeq names its product CDP-diacylglycerol--inositol 3-phosphatidyltransferase (gene PIS1). Gene Ontology annotation, cellular component: membrane; Golgi apparatus. The coding region runs from base 1 to 663 and encodes 220 amino acids. Gene Ontology annotation, molecular function: CDP-diacylglycerol-inositol 3-phosphatidyltransferase activity. The record is from RefSeq and is a predicted model, not a curated record. Gene Ontology annotation, biological process: phosphatidylinositol biosynthetic process. Lineage: Eukaryota; Fungi; Ascomycota; Saccharomycetes; Saccharomycetales; Saccharomycetaceae. The transcript has a single exon.
AUGAGUUCAAACGCAACGCCUGAAAAAGUAACUGCGGAACAUGUUCUGUGGUACAUCCCCAAUAAGAUUGGUUAUAUCCGUGUUAUUACGGCCGCCCUUUCUUUUUUCGUCAUGAAGAACCAUCCAACGGCCUUUGCAUGGCUGUACACUACAUCGUGUCUGCUUGAUGCACUGGAUGGCACCAUGGCAAGAAAGUACAACCAGGUGUCCAGCCUGGGGGCCGUUUUGGACAUGGUUACCGACAGAUCGAGCACUGCUGGUCUGAUGUGUUUCCUAUGUGUGCAAUACCCUCAGUGGUGCGUUUUCUUCCAGUUGAUGUUGGGCUUGGACAUUACUAGUCAUUAUAUGCUUAUGUAUGCCAGUUUAAGCGCCGGUAAGGCCUCCCACAAAAGUGUUGGGGAAGGUGAGUCGAAACUGCUACAUCUUUACUACACCAGGAGAGAUGUAUUGUUUACUAUCUGUGCCUUCAACGAACUAUUUUAUGCCGGGUUGUACCUGCAGCUGUUUUCCCACUCUGCUACCUUCGGUAAAUGGACAACCAUCAUAAGUUUGCCCGGCUAUAUUUUCAAACAGACCGCAAACGUUGUUCAACUAAAAAGGGCCGCUUUGAUUCUAGCCGACAACGAUGCCAAGAAUGCCAAUGAGAAGAACAAGACUAACUGA